GGAAGGAAGGAAGGAAGGAAGGAAGGAAGGACGAAUUUAUUGGUAUGUCACUGUACUCUCACUGUACACAGAAAAGGAGGAGAGCGAGAAAGGAGGACAUAAAAGGAGUGAGAAAAGAGAAAGACAGAAGAUGCUAUGAAUGAAUUAUACAAGAAGGUAAUUAAGAAUGGGAGAUGAGAAAGAGAGAAAGAAAACAACAGCAAAGGAGAUGAGCAGCUCUCAAGGACCUUACCUCUAAUAUCUGGACGAAGCUGGUUGUCAAGAGCCCCUGCCUCGAUUACAAUACCCGCGGUCCGACGCUAAUCCCGCGUAAGUCGAGUUCGUGGAUCCGGCUUGUUAUUCCUGCUGUCUGCCUCCGGAAGGUUCUUGCGACUAAUCAGAAGGCGUAAAGAAGAGGGAACAGGAAAAAAAAAACAAAACCCCCAAAUAAUAAAAUGAAAGACGAGCAGGGUUGGAAGAGAAAAAGCAGAGGAGACAGCCAUGACGGAGCGGAGGCAGAGGCGCUGUCGCUGUCGCGUGUGCGGCGGCGGAGCAGCGCACGGUGUCGCUGCAGGCUCAGGAACGGCUCCGUGUGGGCGGCUCCGCCCCGGUGCGGCGGAGAGCCCGGCUGUGAGCGCGGGGGGGCGGCGCGGGCCGGGCAGCAGAGCCGGUGCGUGCGGGCGGCGGCGGGGAGCCGUGCGGGGCCCGGGCCGGGGCCGGCAGCCACAGCGGCGGCGGCGGCGGCGGCGGCGGCAGGGAGGAUGGGCGAGCGCUGCUGUGCGGCGGUGCUGCGGGUGCUGGUGCUGCUGCAGGCGGCCUGGGCGCUGGCGGGCGGGCAGGUGCGCUACUCGGUGCCGGAGGAAGCCAAGGCCGGCACGGUGGUGGGCCGUCUGGCGCAGGACCUGGGCCUGGAGGCGGGCGAGGCGGAGGCGCGGCGGCUGCGGCUGGUGGCGCAGGGCCGGCGGGCGAGCGUGGAGGUGAGCGGGGCGAGCGGCGCGCUGCUGGUGAGCUCGCGGCUCGACCGGGAGGAGCUGUGCGGCAAGAGCGCGCCGUGCGCGCUGCGCCUGGAGGUGCUGCUGGAGCGGCCGCUGCGCGUCUUCCAUGUGCAGCUGGAGGUCACCGACAUCAACGACAAUGCCCCCGUGUUCCCCGCCGCCCGCAGAAACCUCAGCAUCGCGGAAUUCAACACUCUGCCGGGUUCUCGUUUCCCGCUGGAGGGCGCGUCGGAUGCGGAUAUCGGAGCGAAUGCGCAGCUCUCCUACACACUCAGCCCCAGCGAAUAUUUUACACUUGAUGUUAAAUCGUCUGAUGAAAACAGGAAGUCUCUGUUUCUGGUACUCACAAAGUCUUUAGACCGCGAGACGAUUCCCGUGCACCGGUUGGUGCUGACGGCGAGUGACGGAGGCCGGCCGUCUCUGACGGGCACCAUGGAGCUGGUGAUCUCGGUGCUGGAUGCGAACGACAACGCGCCCCAGUUCAACCAGUCGGUGUAUGAAGUGCAGGUACCGGAGAACGCUACAGAGGGGACGCUCGUAGCACGUGUGAAUGCCACGGAUCCUGACGCAGGAAGCAAUAAGCAGUUUUCUUACAGCAUCUUGAGUUCGACUCCUAUCGGUAAUAAAGAACUCUUUACCAUUGACACCAAGACGGGCGACAUCAGACUGAAGGGUACUUUGGACUUCGAAGGCGUUAGUUUACAUGAAUUGCAAAUCGAAGCCACAGAUAAAGGGACGCCUCCGCUGUCGGGACACUGCAGCGUGGAACUGAAGGUGCUGGACGUGAACGACAACGCGCCGGAGGUGUGGGUGACGUCGCUGUCGGUGCCGGUGCCCGAGGACGCGUCGGUGGGGACGGUGGUGGCCCUGCUGAGCGUGUCGGACCGGGACUCGGGGGAGAACGGGCGCGUGCGGUGCUGGGUGUGGCCGGCGUCGCCGUUCGGUCUGGAGGCGACGUUCGCGGGCUCGUACUCGCUGGUGCUGCGCGAGGCGCUGGACCGGGAGCGGGUGUCGGAGUACGAGGUGGAGGUGCGUGCGGAGGACGGCGGGGCGCCGGCGCUGCGCGCCAGCCGCGGGCUGCGGGUGCCGGUGUCGGACGUGAACGACAACGCGCCCGCGUUCGCGCAGGCCGUGUACACGGUGCUGGCGCGGGAGAACAACGCGGCGGGCGCGGAGCUGGCGCGGCUGUGGGCGCGGGACCCGGACGAGGCGGGCAACGGGCGCGUCAGCUACUCGGUGUGGGAGGGCGGCGCGGCGGCGGGGUCGUCGUCGUCGUCGGGCGGCGGGUGGCGGCCGGCGUCGAGCUACGUGUCGGUGGACGCGGAGAGCGGGCGUCUGUGGGCGCUGCAGCCCUUGGACUACGAGGAGCUGCAGGUGCUGCAGUUCGAGGUGCGCGCGGUGGACGCGGGGCAGCCGCCGCUGAGCGGCAACGCCACGGUGCAGCUCUUCGUGCUGGACGAGAACGACAACGCGCCGGCGCUGCUGCCGCCCGCGGGCUCGGCCCCGGAGGCGGGCGCCGUGGAGGCCGAGGAGGCGGCGGCGGCGGCGGCGGCGGCUGUGGUGGCCAAGAUCCGCGCCGUGGACGCCGACUCGGGCUACAACGCGUGGCUGCGCUACGAGCUGUGGGAGCCGCGGGGCAAGGGCCCGUUCCGCGUGGGGCUCUACAGCGGCGAGGUGAGCACGGCGCGGGCGCUGGACGAGGCGGACGGGCCUCGCCACAGGCUGCUGAUCGUCGUGCGCGACCACGGCGAGCCGGCGCGCUCGGCCACGGCCACGCUCAGCGUGUCGCUGCUCGAGGCGGCCGAGGCGGCGCUGGCCGCGGGAUCCUCGUCGUCGUCGUCGUCGUCGCUGUCGCGCUCGGCCGUGGGCGUGGAGCUGGGGCCCGGGGCGGCGAGCGCGGCCACCAACGUGUGGCUGGUGGUGGCCAUCUGCGCCGUGUCCAGCCUGUUCCUGCUGGCCGUGGUGCUGUACGGGGCGUCGCGCUGGGCGCCGCGGGCGGCCGUGCUCUCGGGGCCCGGCCCCACGACGCUCGUGUGCGCCAGCGAAGUGGGCAGCUGGUCGUACUCGCAGCGCCACAGCCGCAGCCUGUGCGUGGCGGACGGCGCCGCCAAGAGCGACCUCAUGGUUUUCAGCCCCAACUUCCCUCCGCCGCCGCCGCCCGGCCCCGCGCCCAAGGACACGCAGCCGGAGCCCUCCGCCCUCCUCGACACGGUCAGUGGUCCUUCCUUUCUUGCUCUGUCUCCUCUCACCCCCCUCCUGGACAGUUUUUGCCUGGAGCCGAGCCGCGCACUCGCGGCGCGUGGGCGGUCCGUGUUUCGUGGUCGUUUAUCCUCUGAGUGCUGGUUGUAUUAUCCCUCAUCUUCAGUGGCUGUAGUGUUUUGCAUCCCAGCCGAUUUUGUGUGCCGCUGUGAUCGUCUCUCUUCAUUUUUCCCUGUUAAGGAAAGGAGCUCUACAAAAUAUUUAAAUCUUGCUGCCCUCGGUGCAAAGUUGAAUGAAAUACCUUUUUUGUCUUGCAGCGUCUCAAGAGUCUGGCCUUUUUGAUGGCACUGAGAGUGAAAUUCCUAUAUAUGUCACUAUCUUCUCUGUUUUUUAAUUUUAGUACCUUCAGUGGCUGUUGCAGAAUCAGUCGCAAUCUGUCUUGAAGCCACAUCUUUUUCUUGCCUACUCAGCUUUGCAGUCCCCUGCAGUGAAAAUAUUUUGCCAGCUUCCUUCAGAGUAAUCAACUCUUUCUGCAGUUCUUUUCUGCAGACCUGUAUUUGAACUCUGCUCCAUAGGGUGAUACCUCCUGUAAUCUUUGAUACAUCACUGUCUGUGACUUUCUGAGAUCCCCUAAUGAGUUAUUAAAUGGAACAAUUUUUGAUAAAGAUUUCUGCCUGACUGCAGUGAUUGCCUUAUCUUGCUGGUGUUAUCAGGUCUGGUUUGCUUCCAUCUGUGGCAUUAAUCAGAAGUCUGACUGCCUCUUUCAGUCUUUCAUUUUCAAUGGAGUAUCUUCACUUUCCUACAUUUCCUUGUCUUGCAAGUGGAGCAUUUCUAAUUAAUUUCUGGCUUUUGACUGCUGUGAAUUGCUGAUUUCCGGUCUUUUCUUACUCAGAAGUCCGUCCUUUUCUUUGAUUCACCUUUGAAACAGAAAUCUAUAUAUAAAGUUCCUGCCUCUUCACCAUGCAUGGCAUAUAUUAGUUUGUGAAGUACUACAGAAUUACUACGGACAUGAAAAGACAGAUGCAUUUCACAGUUUCCCCUUCUAAGUAUGAUUGAAAUGCUCUUUCUAAUGCAAGGUACUUAAUUACAGAAAAAACCACAAACCAAAGUAGGUGUCAAAAUGUGCAGCUGUAGUGCUAGACUGAGCAAAACAUAUCGGUAGAGGACUUGGUUUUGGUGGAUUAAAGUAUUUGUAGGUGCGCCUCAGUUUGGUUUCUGACUUGGGUAGUCCCAUGUACACAGCAGUCAUAGGCAUUGUAUUU
Messenger RNA from Onychostruthus taczanowskii (white-rumped snowfinch), 4435 nucleotides. Its product is annotated as protocadherin alpha-6-like. NCBI's taxonomy places the organism in Eukaryota, Metazoa, Chordata, Aves, Passeriformes, Passeridae. The transcript is spliced from 2 exons. Gene Ontology annotation, biological process: homophilic cell-cell adhesion. Gene Ontology annotation, molecular function: calcium ion binding. Gene Ontology annotation, cellular component: plasma membrane. Bases 435 to 3515 code for a protein of 1026 amino acids. The record is from RefSeq and is a predicted model, not a curated record.